AAAAAGCAAAAUGAAACUGCACGUCAAAAACCAAAUUCCCACUUGUUGUACAGAACACUGUGCAGCUGUGCAGAGGCCGGAGGCCGGCCUGUAUCCUGACAGGCUGCUGCGGGCCUGUGAGGUGGGAAGCGAGUGCUCCUCCCAGGGGAUCCCAAAAGCAGGGGCUGGAGAUGUGUCCAGGUUCACGGGCCCAGCACUUCAGCAUCUCGUCUUCGGCCUGGAUCUAAAGGGCUUCACAAAGGGGGGCUGGCGGAGCAACCUGGGCACCUCCUGCUGCUUCUCUGGCGAGCGAGUGAGCUGGUAGGAGUGACGCUGGUGCGGGGCAGUGCCCAGCCCCCAGGAGAAGGCCCCACCAGGCUGCGGCGCCGUGGAGCCCAGCUGUAGGGAAGCCUGAGGCUGGACUGCAGAGGUGUUGUGUGUGUUGGGGGAGCCGCCCUGCCAGUGGCCAGCGAUGGAGGCCAAUGGCAGCCUGGCCGGCGAGCUGGGCUCAUGCUUCCGCAGCACCAACUUCAGCACCAGCCUCAGCACCAACCUCAGCGAGAAGCUGAUUGUCUCGCGCUGGUUCUCCACCGCCUUCGGCGGCAUUGGCCUUGCCUCCAACCUGUUUGCCCUCUGCGUGCUGGUCAGCUCCUCCCGGAAGAUGCACAGCCGCGCCCGCUCUUCCUUCCUCAUCUUCCUCUCCGGCCUGGUGGUGACAGACUUCCUGGGCCUGCUGGUGACCGGGACCAUCAUCAUCUCCUACCACUUCACCAAGUUCAGCUGGAUGGUGGUCGACCCCGCCUGCUACCUCUGCAACUUCCUGGGCCUCUCCAUGGUCUUCUUCGGCCAGUGCCCGCUGCUGCUGGGCGCCACCAUGGCCGGGGAGCGCUUCUUCGGCAUCAACCGCCCCUUCUCCCGCUCCACCAGCAUGUCCAAGCGCCGAGCCUGGUUUAUGGUAGGCAUGGUCUGGGCCUUCUCCUUCUCCCUGGGACUUCUGCCCAUCCUGGGCCUGGGGGACUACACCCUGCAGUUCCCCAACUCCUGGUGCUUCAUCACUCUGCUGCAUGACGCCAAGAACGUCACCUUCUGCCUGAUCUUCGCCCUGCUGGGCAUCCUGGCCGUCGGCCUCUCCUUCCUCUUCAACACAGUCAGUGUGGUGACACUGUGCCGGGUCUACCACGACCGCGAGUCGGUGCAGAGGCGGCGGGACAGCGAGGUGGAGAUGAUGGUGCAGCUGGUGGGCAUUAUGAUCAUUGCCACCGUCUGCUGGUUACCCCUGCUGGUAGUAUAG
This is a messenger RNA of Trachemys scripta elegans, 1270 nucleotides long. RefSeq names its product thromboxane A2 receptor (gene TBXA2R). Gene Ontology annotation, biological process: inflammatory response; positive regulation of vasoconstriction; positive regulation of blood pressure. Lineage: Eukaryota; Metazoa; Chordata; Testudines; Emydidae. The coding region runs from base 452 to 1270 and encodes 272 amino acids. The transcript is spliced from 3 exons. Gene Ontology annotation, cellular component: plasma membrane. The record is from RefSeq and is a predicted model, not a curated record. Gene Ontology annotation, molecular function: thromboxane A2 receptor activity.